Macrosiphum euphorbiae (potato aphid) is the source of this 789-nucleotide messenger RNA. Lineage: Eukaryota; Metazoa; Arthropoda; Insecta; Hemiptera; Aphididae. The record is from the annotation of a GenBank genome assembly.
AUGGGUCAAUUACCUGCCGAUCGCGUUGAACCAGCACGUCCGUUUUUGAAAUGUGGAAUCGACUUCGCGGGACCGUUCUUAAUUAAAUCUAGUAUACGCCGUAACGCGCCUUUACUAAAGGGUUAUGUAUGUAUGUUUGUAUGUUUUACGACUAAGGCCGUACACAUAGAAUUGGUCGGAGACCUAUCCACGCAAGCAUUUAUCAGUGCUCUAAAUCGAUUUUUUGAUAGACGCGGAAAGAGUAUAACUAUAUACUCGGAUAAUGCAACUAAUUUUGUUGGUGCAAGUCGUAAAUUAAAAGAGUGGUACGACCUAUUCCAAACAGAACAACAUAAGAAGAAGGUCGAGGAAGUGCUAUCAGAAGUUGAAGUCCAAUGGAGAUUUAUACCCCCGCGUUCUCCGCAUUUCGGCGGAUUAUGGGAAGCAGCCGUUAAAUCAAUGAAAAAUCUAGUUCAAAAAACAUUAGGCAAUGUUCAUUUGACAUUGAACCAUUAUUCCCAAAUCAUUUGGAAAAAGUGGAGUCGGGAAUAUUUAAAUCAACUCCAGGAGAGGAAAAUGUGGGCAGUCGAGAAAGGGCCUAAAUUAGACAUUGGUACUGUGGUCCUAGUUCGUGACGAAAAUCUUUCCCCCCUGUAUUGGAAAUUGGGUAGAGUGACAAGCGUGCAACGGGGUCCUGAUGAAAUCAUUCGUUCGGCUGAGGUCAAGUUGGAAAAGGGCUCAAUCACACGAGCAGUACGGAAAUUUACCCUAGGUAAUCCCCUCCCUUUUGACGGGAAUAACAAUAAAUAG